Molecule: messenger RNA, 485 nt
Organism: Tupaia belangeri chinensis (Chinese tree shrew)
Lineage: Eukaryota; Metazoa; Chordata; Mammalia; Scandentia; Tupaiidae
Gene: RPL28
Product: ribosomal protein L28
Exons: 4
Coding region: 1-438 (145 amino acids)
Biological process (GO): translation
Cellular component (GO): ribosome
Molecular function (GO): structural constituent of ribosome
Source: RefSeq, a predicted model, not a curated record
AUGUCCGCGCACCUGCAGUGGAUGGUCGUGCGGAACUGCUCCAGCUUCCUGAUCAAGAGGAACAAGCAGACCUACAGCACCGAGCCCAACAACCUGAAGGCGCGCAACUCCUUCCGCUACAACGGGCUGAUCCACCGCAAGACCGUGGGCGUGGAGCCGGCGGCCGGCGGCAAGGGCGUGGGGGCGGCCGACGGCAAGGGCGUGGUGGUGGUCAUGAAGCGGCGGUCGGGCCAGCGGAAGCCGGCCACUUCCUACGUGCGGACCACCAUCAACAAGAACGCCCGGGCCACCCUUAGUAGCAUCCGGCACAUGAUCCGUAAGAACAAGUACCGCCCGGACCUGCGCAUGGCUGCCAUCCGCAGAGCCAGUGCCACCCUGCGCAGCCAGAAGCCGGUGAUGGUGAAGAGGAAGCGCACCCGCCCCACCAAGAGCUCCUGAGCCCUGCCGGCCCCUGAGCAAUAAAGGGCAGCUCCCUGCCAACUCGC